UACAAGUUGUCGACAGUAGAUACGAUGAUUUAGCCCUACCCCAUAGUUGCAUUUCUACACUAAAGAGUUGUUUGUUUGACCUUGACUCUGUAACUACAGCCAUGGCACCACCCAAAUGUCUUAGCAAAGUUUCUCUGCAAGACAAGACAGCUGUAGUGACGGGGGCCAACACGGGGAUAGGCUUGGAGGUGGCGAAGGACCUGGCGAGGAGGGGUGCGCGAGUCAUCCUUGCGUGCCGGAACGAGGCCAGAGCUGAGGCCGCGAGGGCGGAGAUCGUGAAGGACACUGGGAACGAGAACGUCAUGACGUCAAAGCUAGACUUGGCAUCUCUGUCUUCGGUUCGUGAGUUCGCUCAGAGGCUGAAGGAAGAGGAAACCCGUCUGGACAUUCUGGUCAACAACGCAGGUCUUUGUUGUCCCAAGUCGACAACCGAAGACGGGUUUGACACGCAGCUCCAGGUGAACCACCUGGGUCACUUCCUUCUCACCAACCUUCUCCUUGACGUCUUGAAGAAAUCGGCUCCAAGUCGUGUGGUGGUCGUGUCUUCAAGUGUCCACAAGCAGUGCCAAGGAAUCAACUUCGAAGACAUCAACUAUGAGAAGGAUUACGUGGCGUUUCCUGUGUACUGUCAGAGCAAGCUGGCCAACCUUCUCUUCACGCGAGAACUGGCGAGACGACUGGAAGGGUCCGGAGUCACUGUCUACGCCGCGCACCCUGGGUUAGUGCGUACGGAGCUGUGGCGGACCCUGCCCGAGCUGUACGGGUGGAAGUUCACGCUCAUGAAGCCCAUGUUCUACCUCGGGAUGAAGUUUGCUAAAACACCGGUACAGGGGGCCCAGACCAUCAUCCACUGUGCUGUGGAGGAGAAGAUUUCUAGCGAGUCUGGCCUGUACUACAGCGACUGUGACGUCACGGAGCCUUCCCAGAAUGCCACGGAUGACGCAGUGGCGCGUCAGCUGUGGGAGAUGAGCGAGAGCAUGACGGGGCUGUCUUCCUAACUCCAGCGUGUAACGUAUAUCCCAACUGACACCCGGGCAGAAAACAGAUGACGGCCUUCUAACCACGAAAAAUCUCCGCCUCCUAAGACACUAUUAAAUCUCCUUCCCCAACAUGCACGUUCUGGACAGACACGUCCGAUCGGAGCGCAUCCUGGAUAUCCAGAACGCGCCCCUUCGCUUGUGACGUAUUCUGGAUAUCCUAGAAGCGCUUUUGGGAUAGAAGGCCAUCUGGGAUAUAACACCCUUGAUUGAAAUAUCAUCGAGUCAGCCAAGGCAGUUGUUGUAGCCUUGUCUGUACGAUGUCUACAUGGACAUAACGAACUAGCUAAGAGGAGUAACAAGAAAAAAAAGCCCGAGCACUAACUAACUUUUUCUUUAAAAACGUUUUUCUUACAAAGAAAAAAAAUGACCGCACCAUAGCAACAACAAUCUAAAUGUGUUCUAAAAGUGGGUGCACCUUCGAAUCUUAAAGAUCUUCAAAGAUUUGAUUGUUAAUUACGCUCACAACAAAUUAGGCAGUGAGAACGUUGUGUAUGUACAGCGAAUUAAACAACUUUGAAAUUAAUAUUAAUUACACUAUAUAUACCAUUUUUUUCAUAUGUACUAUUUCAGCAACUUUUCCCAUUAUUUGCAAGUUGGCUGUGGGGAUUUGUAAGAACAAUAUCAACUGUAGUAAAAGAAACAUGUGCAUACAAAAUUACAAAUAUUAACAAUUGGUUGUUAAGGACAGUGUUACCUAUAUUCAUGUUUUGUGAGGUGGAAAGAGUGAAAUGUUUUAUAUGAUGUGUUCACAGAAGUUGUGCUGGUUUACAAAUGUACAUGACCUUAUAAAGGACAUUUGUAUCGACACAUCGUUCCUGGAGCUACAUGUUUGUCUGUCAGCAGCAGUAUUGGCGCCCCCUUGCAGACUGCUAGAGUAUGACACAUCUCUGACAACAACCCGCUUUCGCAAUUCUCGGAGCUGCCUGCGUUCCUGUGGACAGAAUAAAUAUAUUCAUGAAUUCAUGAAA
Messenger RNA from Branchiostoma floridae (Florida lancelet), 2008 nucleotides. Its product is annotated as retinol dehydrogenase 11-like. The coding region runs from base 102 to 998 and encodes 298 amino acids. The transcript is spliced from 5 exons. The record is from RefSeq and is a predicted model, not a curated record. NCBI's taxonomy places the organism in Eukaryota, Metazoa, Chordata, Leptocardii, Amphioxiformes, Branchiostomatidae.